UCUGUUUAUUAAUAGAAAGCGGACCAGAGAAGACCAGCGCAGAGCUCAGCUGCCUUCUUCCGCCAUUACUCGCAUCUAUAUUUCUUUCGGCAUUCCCUCCAAAGUCAACUCGAUCCUCAAAACUAUAUUCCUACAACCACCUUCCUCCGCCAUGGAAACCCGCCAACUCGACCAACUCGACCCGGACCCUCCGCUCCCGCGCCUCCGUGUCCAACCCUCUUCCCCUCCUCGCGUUCCCAUAACCACUCCCAUCCCCUCCUCUCACCGCCGCAUAGCCAUCGCCGUUGAUCUCAGCGACGAAAGUGCUUAUGCUGUUAAGUGGGCCGUUAAAAACUACCUUCGCCCGGAUGACUCCGUCAUCCUCCUCCACGUGCGUCCUACCUCCGUCCUCUGUGGUGCUGACUGGGGCUCGAUCAAGCUCCACAUCAACGAUAAUAGCGAUGGGGCACCUCUAGACGAAAGUGAUCAGCAGAAGCUGGAAGAUGAUUUUAAUAAUUUCACUACCACGAAAGCCAAUUCCCUAGCGCAGCCGCUGGUUGAGGCGCAGUUUCCAUUCAAAAUCCAUAUAGUCGAGGACCAUGACAUGAAAGAAAGGCUAUGUUUGGAGGUGGAGAGGCUGGGGUUGAGCGCAGUUAUAAUGGGGAGCAGGGGUUUUGGGGCUGCCAGGAGGAAUAGUAAGGGGAGGCUAGGAAGCGUCAGCGAUUAUUGUGUGCAUCAUUGCAUUUGUCCGGUGGUGGUUGUGAGGUGCCCAGAUGAAAAGGAGGGGGAGAGCGAUGGUGAUGGUGGAAAAGAGGGUAGUGUAAAGAAAGGGAUAAUUGGAAAGGAGGUGGAGCUUCAUCCUGUGCCUGAGGAGGACCAGGAAUAUCAUGAUGCCUCUGAUGAGCAGAAAGAUUUUUAGCAGUCCCAGGGUGAAGGCGAGAUCCCCAAUUAUAGUUUGCAGCUAACAAUUAACGAACGUGAAUACAGUUCAAGGCAAUGAACAGCAAAGAACUUCCAGAAGAGUUUGAUGUAGAACUUGUUGUUGGUGAGCAAUGGGAUUGUUGCCUUGUACAUAUGGAUGAUGAGCGCAAUGUUGGUUUACAUAUCUGUUUCUCUUUUCUAGCAUACUUUCUGGCCUAAGUUUUAGGGUUGCUUUGAGAAUGCUACCACCCUUUUGAUUGUAUAACAUUGUCUUGGUUGAACUGCCUUUUGGGUUGUAUACAUUCUUCCAAAGCUUUGUGUAUGGUUUUUACUCGA
Manihot esculenta (cassava) is the source of this 1236-nucleotide messenger RNA. RefSeq names its product universal stress protein PHOS34-like. The coding region runs from base 152 to 898 and encodes 248 amino acids. The transcript has 3 exons. Lineage: Eukaryota; Viridiplantae; Streptophyta; Magnoliopsida; Malpighiales; Euphorbiaceae. The record is from RefSeq and is a predicted model, not a curated record.